AUGGAGCCGUUUUCAGAUUACGUUACGUACAGUUCAGCUCCAUCUUCAAGGCCAAUGGCAGAGAACGAGAGCAGGAACAUGCUCGUCAGGGAUCAGAAGCUAGGUUCUCAGGCAAGGAUGGAAGACCCUCUUCAGGGAGAAUUUCCGAGAGAAGUUCUCGAUCAAGACACAACGACGAGGGCAGCCUUCUGCAUGUCUCUUCUGACACAGAAACAUCUACAAGACUUCCUCACGUCGCACUUGAGUGCCAUUACAGAUUUCGAAAGCAAAGUUAGGAGAAGGCUGUCAAGAUUCCAAGUUUCUAUCAACGUUGUGCAGAACAGACUAGCUAUGUACAAGGCCUCCCAAAAAUUCUCGAGCACAAGGGCUGUAGCUAGCAAGAAUGCUCAUGCAGAAGCAAGUCGACCGCAGCAAACGCUGCCCUACUCUGAGUACGAGAAGCUGGAGUUUGUCAACCGCGAGCUCACGCGGAAGCUUGGGUCGUCUCUCAAGUACAAGAUAGAGUGCGAGGAGCUUCGACAAGCUAUCGAUGGGUGUUGGACCAAGAUCGCAGAGCUGGAAGGAGAGAAUCGGCACCUGAGGGCUGAGAACAGCAGGCUGUCGAGCGAGAUGCUCCGUCCCAUUCAGUGGGCUCCUGAUCAGCAGCUUGUUGCUGCGAAUCAUGCAGAAGUUUAUCAGGCAAACCAUGAGAACUCUGUAAGGCAGUCUGCGGACGAGAUCUUUCAGUUGCGAGCAGAGAUGGCAGAGGGACGUCGAGAGCUCUACAAAGUCACUGCAAUGCUGGAGAUGUUCAAGGAAGAGAAUAUGGCGUUGCAGGAGAAGCUCGAAAACGCAGAGAGCAAGGUCAAGGUGUUAGUAGAAAGAGGUAUAAAUAUGUGA
This is a messenger RNA of Guillardia theta CCMP2712, 879 nucleotides long. RefSeq lists its product as hypothetical. The transcript is spliced from 5 exons. Bases 1 to 879 code for a protein of 292 amino acids. Lineage: Eukaryota; Cryptophyceae; Pyrenomonadales; Geminigeraceae. The record is from RefSeq and is a predicted model, not a curated record.